GGGUCUUCACAGGAGGCUUGGUUAUCCAGUCAGUCUCAAUUUCGCGUUGACGAAUGCACCGCCUCCUUGUGCCUGGUUUGGUGACGGUGGGGACGCUCCACCACACGCUCGCGUCCAUCGAAUGGGUGUCGGGCGGGACGGCCGCAGAGCUUCUCGCCGACCGCGUCGCGCUGGCCGAGUCGUCGUACGACGUCGUGCCAGACGUCGAGCCUCCUCCGACCCGCCCUGACAACUACAGGAGGUGCAUCUGGAACCGGUUCAACUAUAAGGUCGACAAGGCAACCAACGAAGGCGAAGAAAACAGGGAGCAAUGCUUCGACAACGUGUUCGAGUACGGCAAGGUGCUGGCGUACCCGUUCCCGCGAAGCAGCUACCACUACGACACAGACCCCAAGCACGUCAUGGACUCGGACGCCAAGCCCCACAUCACUGUGGAUGCCGCGUACGACUUGACGGGGAAUGGCUUUACCAACUUCGACCCGAAGAUCUACGAUUUUGAAACCUUCGAGCGGGACGGCGCGUCGAUCUUGUACAAGUCGAUCAAACACUCGGUGGGCCUGUAUUGGAUGACCCUCGUUGCGUACGACUUCAACGGGGUCGAGUCGUCCGAGUGCUCGGCAUGCUUGUCCGUAACAGAUAUGUACCGACCCCGCGGUGGCCCGGGCGGCAAGACGUGCACGAACACCAACGUCGUGGGAUACGCGGACACAACCCUCAAGAACCUCCUGCCGCCAGUGCAGCAGCUCAUCGCAUAUCGUCAAAAGGCGACCAACAACAAGUGCAGCAACGUUCGGUGCGACGACGUCGGACUGACGCGCACCGACUUUUUCAGCCUCGAGUCGGCGCGCGAGAGCUUCUCGGGCACAGAGGUCGAGGAUCCCCUCGACGGGUGGACGACGUGCAUGGGCGCGCCGCUCACCAACAACGAAUGGGCCAAGCUAACCACGUCCGUCUUCACCGCGUCGUCGGACAUCCCCGACGUGCAUACAUGCGCACGGUCGUGCAAGUACGACCUCGCGCUCAAGGAAAUCUACACGGCGUUUAACUGCGACGUCGACUACACUAUAUUCCCUCCCAAACCAAUAUGCGACGGCGAGUCGACCGAAGCGUGUGCGUUUGUCCAGCAAGUGACGGCCCGGUCCACCGACUUGGUCUCGUCGUUCAGCGUCAAGCUCAAGGCGGCGCCGGCCAAGGUCCCGAUCCAAGACCCCGCGGCUGUGUUCCCGGGCUCCAACUACCCGCCGCCGACCGACACGGUCAAGAAGGAACUGCACUUUGACGUGUCGUGCGAUAGCACCGCCCCCGACUUUGCCACGUUUUGCACGAGCCAGCUCCAAGUCAAAGUGAGCGACCUGUUCGAGCUCGACGCGACGCUGAACCCAAACCCGGCCGUGGCCGCGCUUCUAAAUGGCCGCACGACGUCCGCGGCCCCGAUCGUGUUCUGGCGCGUCAAGAACACGGCCGCCGGGGCGUGGCAUGUGAUCGAAAACGGCGACCUCAAGGACCCGUCGGUCGUCCUGACGUUCCCCCGUUUCAAGACAGAGCUCAUCUUCGAAGCGUUCACGGCUUGCGGCAAGCUCGGCGACAUCACGUGGAAUGUCUACGUCCAUCGCCACGAGGUCGUCCGCAUCGAUGACUGGUGGUACUCCAUGUGGGACUGCGGUGCGGGCAAGUGUAAUGUCGAACACACCGACUUUCGCGUGUGCAAGUUCAAGUUCGACCCCAAGUGCGACACGUAUUUGAGCAUGCUCAACCCAUCGGAUGCCAAGCCAACGAUUCCGAUCGACCCCGUGACGAAGGGUUCGUACAAGGUGUGCGAGUACAAGGACGCAAAGAACGAGAAGCAGAUGUGCUCGAACGGGUGCUGGUGGCACUACGCGAGCUGCGACACCAGCUCCAGCGAAGAGUCGUGCGCAGAUCGCAUUCGCCAGGAAGGCAACCGGUUCGUGUACUGCGGCGAGGGCGGCGAGCACGAGCCACCACUUGGUGAGGUCGACUCGCACAAUCUCGCGGCUCAAGUUCUGCUCGAGGCAUUCGACGACGAGGACAAGGUCACCAACACAAAAUACGUCAAGCCGUUCGCCAAGCAGUGCAAGUGCACGACUCCGGCAUGCAAAGGACGGGUUUGCAAGGGGUGCAGCACAUCGCAUGUGUCGCCGACGGCGCCAACCGAGUACGAGUGCCAGGCCGAUGACGGGACCAAAGACACCUGCCUCGCCAACAUUGCCAACAACAAGCCGGAGAAGGACCAGUUUUACUGGUGCGGCGACGGGACGAACCCGGACGUUGUGCCGGCUCCUGUGCCGGCCCCAGAAGUCCGCAUCAAGUGGCAAUUCCUCGGCCUCCAAUGCACGUGGAAGUACCGCAACUCCAAGUCUGCGGCGCAGUUCUUGAACACGAUCAACCGCGGCGCCGACCAAAUCGCUUUUGAAAAGGAAGUCGCGAUCAAGAUGCAAAACAUCGAUGUGACCGAAGUCACGGUCACGUGCGAGUUCAACUUCAAGUCGAACGCGGCCAAGUCGGACGCGCUGCCGCUCAAGAAGACCCGAUCGAAGACGAUUCUGAUCCAGAACUGCGACCACCCGCGGUGGAACGCCGAGCACCCGAUCGACCAAGGCCGGUUCAUUAAAGACGUGUGCAACGUUGUGUCGUGGUACAGCGACGUCAAGAAGCGCCAGCCCGCGCCGUUCCAGGCGUGCCGUGGCGCGCUCGUCUACCCCGACGGCCCGUCGACAGAAGCGAACGCAGCCAAGACGAUUUACGUCGAGACAACGUCCGACCUCCAGUGCUGCAACAUCAAAGGCUCUGACCGGGGGGACUCGCGGGGGGACUCGCGCAAGUCCCCUGACGGGACCUUUACGUGCCAGAAGCUGCCGGGCGACUUCUCGACCGGUCUCUGCACCGACUCCAAAUCGUCCAAGUAUUACUACACCGCGUCGUUCGUUGGCGCGGCAUCCAUGGUCGACAGCGCCCAAGCGUACGUCCGCGAGUUGCUUGUGGCCGGCGGGUUCCUCGCGGCCGUCGCCGUCGUGGCAGCUGUCUCGUCCAAGCAGCGCGCGUCGACCGCCGCCGUCGAAAUGGACGACGCGUACAUGCAACUCUUGGCCUAGUCGACACACCCGGCAUUGCGUAUUGCAUUUUUUACUCGAUCUAAUUGCAUGUUAACACGAAGGAUAA
Messenger RNA from Aphanomyces invadans, 3177 nucleotides. RefSeq lists its product as hypothetical. The record is from RefSeq and is a predicted model, not a curated record. The coding region runs from base 54 to 3110 and encodes 1018 amino acids. The transcript has a single exon. Lineage: Eukaryota; Oomycota; Saprolegniomycetes; Saprolegniales; Verrucalvaceae.